Molecule: messenger RNA, 1365 nt
Organism: Metopolophium dirhodum (rose-grain aphid)
Lineage: Eukaryota; Metazoa; Arthropoda; Insecta; Hemiptera; Aphididae
Product: zinc finger MYM-type protein 1-like
Exons: 3
Coding region: 1-1365 (454 amino acids)
Source: RefSeq, a predicted model, not a curated record
AUGCCAGACGAUUCAAAACAUAAACAAGCAGAUUUGAUACCUUUCAAUGAUAAUAUACCACAAAUGGACAAUUGUUCUUCUUCUCAAACCAACAAACAAAUUGAACUUGCUCAAAAUGUUUCAUACUCUACAUUAAUUGAUAGAUGCCAUGAUUAUCCAUCAGAUCCAUAUUUAUUUAUUGAUACUGUGUUAACACCUCAAAUAAUCAGAACUCUUGUGGAAAUAGGGCCUUGUCAACCUGGUUUUAAUAGUAAUAAUUAUGUUUUUGAAGAAAAUGAGUGUGGCAAAAAAUUUUCUCCCAACUGGUAUAACAAAAAUGUUAAAUCAGGAAUGAGCUGUAAAAGAAAUUGGUUAGUAUUUUCCCCAAAAGCUAACAAAAUGUUUUGUUUUCCUUGCUUUUUGUUUCGAUCUGUAUCUCAGCAUAGUUAUCGAUGGUCUAAUCCUAAUAAAGGUGUUUCUAAUUUCCGCAAAGGAAAUGAAAAAAUUAUUAAACAUGAAAAAUCCAAGGACCACAGAGAUGCAGAAAAUGAAUAUUUAAUUUUAAAAAGCAGAAUUUCAAAAGACAUUACAAUCCAACAAAAUUUAAUGAAAGUUCAAAAGUCUCAAAUAGAAUUUAAUCGAAGUGUGUUAAAACGAUUAAUUGAUCUAUCUUUAUUCCUUUCAACAAAUGGUCUUCCAUUUCGAGGACACAGAGAGGACAUUAAUCAGGAUACACAAAGUAAAGGACUUUUUAUUGAAAUAGUUAAACUUGUGUCAAAAUAUGAUGCUGUUCUAGCUAAACAUUUGGCCGAGUCAAACCGAAAUGAGACAUACUUGAGUCCGAAAAUUCAAAAUGAUAUACUUAAAUAUUCGACAAUAGAUAUUGGAAGAAUUAAUCAAUUUUCUUUUAGCUUGAGGUUUGUAGAUCAACAAGGAGAUAUCAAAGAGCAUUUUCUGUGUUUUGAAGAACUACAUAAUGCAACUGCAAAUGAUUACUUCGUCAUUAUAAAAAAGUUAAUGGAAGAAUAUAAACUAGAUAUUUCUUUAUGCCGUGGUCAAGCCUAUGAUGGUGCCAAUACCAUGUCUGGACGAUUUUCUGGCCUGCAAUCUAAAAUAAAAGAUGUAUCACCAUUAGCACUAUAUAUUCAUUGUUUUGCACAUAAUUUAAAUUUGGUGCUUAUAGAUUCCAUUAGAUCAUCUAUAAAUGCAGUUUCAUUUUUCGAUGAAGUAGAUAUAGAAGCGGAAUACCGUUCAUUUUGUUUGGUUUACCAUCAAGUAUAUGAUGAAGUUGAACCAUUAAAACUUAAUGAAGUAUUGAAGUUCAUGAUAUCCCGAGACAUGGUUUCUUCUUAUCCAAAUUUAUUUACUUUGUAUAAAAUAUUUUAA